CAUUUCUGAGAGCAGGGACUGGCUUAUUUUCCCUUUUGCACGACCUGAACGGUGGCCGUAUUUGUAGGCAGGAGUGGGGAGCAGGUGGACCAGCCCUGACACUUGGGCAAACCUUGAUUUUGUUGUCGCCGCGCGCGUGUGUGUGUGUGUUCGCGUGUGUCCGCAUCUGUAUUUGUCCUACCCCCCUUCCAGUCUCCCCCGAGCUGAAGGAUCGUAAGGAGGAUGCAAAAGUGAUGGAGGACGAAGGACAGACCAAAAUCAAGCAGAGGCGCAGUCGGACCAAUUUCACCUUGGAGCAGCUGAACGAGCUGGAGAGACUCUUCGAUGAGACGCACUACCCGGACGCCUUCAUGCGGGAAGAGCUGAGCCAGAGGCUGGGGCUCUCCGAGGCCCGAGUGCAGGUUUGGUUUCAAAAUCGAAGAGCAAAAUGUAGAAAACAAGAAAAUCAGCUACAUAAAGGCGUGCUAAUAGGAGCAGCAAGCCAGUUUGAAGCUUGUAGAGUUGCACCAUAUGUCAACGUAGGUGCUCUGAGGAUGCCAUUUCAGCAGGAUAGUCAUUGCAACGUGACGCCCUUGUCCUUUCAGGUUCAGGCUCAGCUGCAGCUGGACAGCGCCGUGGCAGCGCACGCGCACCACCACCUCCACCCGCACCUGGCGGCCCACGCCCCUUACAUGAUGUUCCCCGCGCCGCCCUUCGGCCUCCCGCUGGCCACGCUGGCCGCCGAGUCGGCCUCGGCCGCUUCCGUGGUGGCGGCCGCCGCGGCGGCCAAGACCACCAGCAAGAACUCCAGCAUCGCGGACCUCAGACUGAAAGCCAAAAAGCACGCGGCGGCCCUGGGGCUGUGACUUCGCCGCCGCCGCCGCCGCCGCCUGGUCCUCCUCAUCCUCAUCCCAGCAUUUAUCCUCCGGCCGCCGCCCACUCUGCCCUCUCACCCCUCCGGGUGACCGUCCGUCCCUUUUCUCCUCCCUUCCCUCCUUUUCCCAAAGACUCUGGCGCCGAGCCCCUAAUCCGAGGACACCCAGGGCCAGAUGUCCCAACGUCACCCUUACCCUGUCCUCGCCCCCGGGGGCCAGGCUGGAGGACCCCAGACAGAGCCCCGCGGCCUCGCUCUCAGAAAGGGGCCAAGACUGAUUCCUGCUUUUGUAAAGUUCCCGCACUUGGACGUGUUUGAGGGAGGCGUCGGGGAGGGGGGCAAGAUGGGGAGAGGGAAAUUUUGCCUCUUGGCAAAGCCACACCAGAGGACCGAUGCUUGGAAGACAAAAACAAAAACCCAUUUCUCAUCAUAGAAUCCCACAACAGAUUGAAAAACCAGAGAGAAAAAGAGAAAGGUACUGAUUUCUCGUUUCCAUUCAACAGAAGCUGGACAACGGUAACAGAAUCAAGAAGGGGGAAAAAAGUAUUUAAUACAAUAAAAAAGUUUGGGAAUUGACGUGGACGAAACUCCAGGUCAUUGGGGGGCGAUACCAACUUUAAAGUUUUCUUUUUCUUUUUUUUUUUUCUUAAUGGGCAAAGAUGGCGAAGAGGAAGGAAGAUGUAUACUUAUUUAAAGAAUUAAGAUGAAAAAAAAAAAAAAGACACGCAGUUGGGAAGUUCACAGGUUUUGAAACUGACCUUUUUCUGCGAAGUUCACUUUAAUACAAGACAUUUGAUAAGAGAGGCGGGCCUCCUUUUACGUUGAGUCAGACACUUUUUAAGUUUAAAACCCACCACGUCUGGAAGAGCGAGAAGAAAGAAGACAAAACACGGCGAGAAAUGAUAUUAAGAUGAAUAAUAAGGACAUGGACAAUGAUGAUUUCUCUGCGAAAUUCUCAUGGCUAAACUGUCCGGACUCCUGACAACAGAAUGCGGUUUGCAUGUUUCUUGUAUUCCAUAGAUGGUGUCCCCUUCCCAUCCUCCCUCUACUCCACCUCCCCUCGGUUCACUUGCACUUCAUCUUCAUCUUUAGUAGGAAAAAACAAAAAUCAAAAGCGGCUGGAAAUUGAUUUUUCUUCUCCCCUUUUAGUCCUGGAGGGGGAAAAAAAUAACCCCAUCCUCUGUAUUGGUCCACUGUUUGUCCUGAGAGGUAGGAGGAGGGCAGAACAAUGUGGGGGAAGAAAAGCGAGAGAGACAGCAGAAGAGAAAGUGAAUGUGAAUAUUUUUUCCUCUCUUUUGACUUCCCUGAGGUCGUAAGGGAGAAUGGUUUCUUUUCCCCUCUCAAGAACCGCCCCCCUCCCAUUUCCAAAUUUACCUUAAACAAAGCCCAGCUAGGUCCAGGUACUAGGUACGUGUAAGAUAUGUUGAUACACACGAACAAAGUUUAUUUUGGCUAUAACGUGUGACUUGAUAGUUGACUAUCAACAUUUACAUUUUAUCUCACAAAGGUGUAUCUAUUCAAGUAAUCUUGAAGAUUUUUGUUUUGCUUUGUUUUAGUUUCAAUCCAUAGAGAUAUUUAAACUGGAGGCACUCCAUCUAGAUAAUUCCUAUCUCGAUUUCCCAUCCAGCCUCUUUUUUUUUUUUUUUUUUUUUUUUUUUAAUUUACAAGAAAGAAGAAAAGCUCUUCUAAACGAACUCUUGUAAGCGGAUGGGCUUUGUAACUAUUUGUUCUCCAUGAAAACAAAAUUAUUUAUAUUUACCAUAUUUUUUCUAGUGUGUUAACUUAUUGCGAACGAGAAGAUGCUGUUAUUUCAAGACCUGUGUUGUCGGUACAAUAUGUUUCCUUUCAUCUUUUGUUAAACCUUUUUAAUAAGUGCCAAGUUAUCCAUUGAAGACACUUUGCGAUCAAUUGAAUGGAAUCAGUAAAGUUUGCGUUAACGGGUU
Sarcophilus harrisii (Tasmanian devil) is the source of this 2796-nucleotide messenger RNA. It is a transcript of the gene SHOX2, whose product is annotated as short stature homeobox 2. Lineage: Eukaryota; Metazoa; Chordata; Mammalia; Dasyuromorphia; Dasyuridae. Gene Ontology annotation, cellular component: nucleus. Gene Ontology annotation, molecular function: DNA-binding transcription factor activity, RNA polymerase II-specific; sequence-specific double-stranded DNA binding. Gene Ontology annotation, biological process: regulation of transcription by RNA polymerase II. Bases 234 to 845 code for a protein of 203 amino acids. The record is from RefSeq and is a predicted model, not a curated record. The transcript has 4 exons.